AUGUCAGCACCAGCCUCCACGCCUCCCGCCACGGCUGAGGGGGACUUACUCGCCCCAGACGCGGGGACGAAGCCCCCAGGUCCUACUCCCAGCCAGAGCCGCUUCCAAGUGGAUCUUGUUGCUGAAGCAGCCGGAGUAGCAGGCGAGAAAUCUCCGAACUCAGACACAUGUACUGUCCCGUCCAGCGACAAGGCCAGUACUGGAGGUCUCACCGAAACUGAUUAUGGGCCCGGGGGAGAGGAAGCCAAAGGACGCUUUCGGGUGGUAAACUUCGCGGACCCCAGUGGGGCGACCUCUCCCGAGGGUGAUGGGGGCCAAAACGGGGACACGGUGAUGAGUGAGACGAGCCUACACUCGUCCACCGGCGGGCAGCAUCACUACCAUUAUGACACCCACACCAACACCUAUUACCUGAGGACUUUCGGCCAUAACACCAUUGAUGCAGUUCCAAACAUAGACUUCUACAGACAAACAGCGGCGCCCCUGGGCGAGAAGCUCAUCAGGCCCACACUGUCAGAGCUGCACGACGAGCUGGACAAGGAGCCGUUUGAAGAUGGAUUUGCCAAUGGUGAUGAGCUCACUCCUGCUGAGGAGGCUGCUGCAAAGGAGGCGGCUGAGUCCAAAGGCGUGGUCAAGUUCGGCUGGGUAAAGGGCGUCCUGGUCCGUUGUAUGCUUAACAUCUGGGGUGUGAUGCUGUUCAUUCGAAUGUCAUGGAUUGUGGGCCAAGCUGGUAUUGUUCUCUCCUGUGUAAUUGUCGGCAUGGCCACAGUAGUGACCACCAUCACUGGACUGUCUACGUCUGCCAUUGCCACCAACGGUUUCGUACGAGGAGGUGGAGCGUACUAUCUGAUAUCUAGAAGUUUGGGCCCAGAGUUUGGAGGCUCUAUAGGUCUGAUCUUUGCCUUUGCUAAUGCUGUGGCAGUGGCCAUGUAUGUGGUGGGCUUCGCUGAAACAGUUGUAGAACUUCUCGCGGGUGCAGACGUGAUUAUGACGGAUCAAAUGAAUGAUAUUCGAAUAAUCGGCACUAUCACAGUCAUUCUUCUGCUGGGCAUCUCUCUGGCAGGAAUGGAGUGGGAGGCAAAGGCCCAGAUCUUCUUGCUAGUGGUUCUCAUCACAGCCAUUGUCAAUUAUUUUAUCGGGUCAUUCAUUUCUGUCAAAGCUAAGGAACCCUCAGGUUUCUUUGGAUACGAUGGUUCUAUAAUGUGGGAAAACAUGGGCCCAGAUUUUAGGGGGGAAACGUUCUUCUCUGUUUUUGCUAUUUUCUUUCCAGCAGCCACCGGUAUUUUGGCUGGUGCAAACAUUUCAGGGGAUCUUUCUGAUCCGCAAUUGGCAAUUCCAAGAGGAACCCUUCUCGCCAUUUUGAUAACUGGAAUAGUCUACUUGGGAGUUGCAGUUUCCACAGGCUCCUGCAUUGUUCGAGAUGCAAGUGGAAAUAUAAAUGACACAGUCAGCUCCCUUUUCAUGUCUAACUGCACUGAUGCGGCCUGUAAAUUUGGAUUUGACUUCUCCAGUUGCAAAAACUCAGAGGAGGGCUGUCGCUUUGGUCUACAGAAUGAUUUCCAGGUUAUGAGUUUGGUCUCUGGUUUUGGACCAAUCAUCAGUGCUGGCAUUUUCUCUGCUACACUUUCCUCUGCUCUGGCCUCUUUGGUCAGUGCGCCUAAGGUUUUUCAGGCAUUGUGCAAAGACAACAUCUAUCCAGGCCUGGAAAUGUUUGCCAAAGGUUAUGGCAAGAACAAUGAGCCUCUUCGUGGUUAUAUCUUAACCUUUGGCAUCGCAUUGGCUUUCAUCCUCAUUGCUGAACUGAAUGUGAUUGCCCCAAUCAUUUCCAACUUCUUCCUUGCGUCAUAUGCAUUGAUCAACUUUUCAGUGUUCCAUGCCUCACUCGCCAACUCGCCUGGUUGGCGUCCAAGCUUCAAAUACUACAACAUGUGGGUGUCUCUGGCCGGAGCAGUCCUGUGCUGCGUGGUCAUGUUUGUCAUUAACUGGUGGGCUGCUCUCCUCACCAAUGUCAUCGUUCUGGGUCUUUACAUCUAUGUGAGCCACAAGAAGCCGGAUGUGAACUGGGGCUCCUCCACCCAGGCGCUGACCUAUCACCAGGCUCUAACCCACACGCUGCAUCUGAGCGGAGUCGAAGACCACGUCAAGAAUUUCAGACCCCAAUGUUUGGUGAUGACUGGUUAUCCAAACUCUCGACCUGCACUUCUCGAUCUUGUCCAAAGUUUUACUAAAAACUUUGGGCUGAUGAUUUGUGGUCAUGUCCGCACAGGCUACAGAAGGCCAAAUUUCAAAGAUAUUGCCACAGAACAAGCUCGUUACCAGCGCUGGCUGCUCAAGAACGAGACAAAGGGGUUCUACACAUCAGUGUUUGCUGAAGACAUGCGACAGGGAGCACAGUAUCUGCUGCAGGCUGCUGGCCUGGGUCGUCUCCGGCCAAACACUCUGGUGCUUGGCUUUAAAAACGAUUGGAGGGACGGUGACAUGAUGAAUGUGGAGACGUACAUCAGCAUGAUCCACGACGCUUUUGACUUCCAGUAUGGAGCUGUUAUUUUGCGUCUUCAGGAGGGAUUGGAUGUCUCUCAUAUUCAAGGACAAGAUGAGCUGCUCUCCUCCCAAGAGAAGUCUUCUGGGACCAAAGAUGUGAUUGUGUCCAUAGACACCAGCAAAGACUCAGACGCUGAUUCGUCAAAGCCCUCCUCCAAGGCGACCAGUCUCCAGAACAGCCCAGCCAUUGCCAAAGAUGACGAGGAUGAUGGCAAAGCUCCAACUCAGCCACUGUUGAGAAAAGACAAGAGGAGUCCGACUCUCCCUCUGAACGUGGCCGACCAGAGGCUCCUGGAUUCCAGUCAGAUGUUCCAGAAGAAGCAGGGCAAAGGCACCGUGGACGUGUGGUGGCUUUUCGAUGACGGCGGUCUUACUCUGCUGAUUCCUUAUCUGUUAACAAACAAGAAGAGGUGGAAGGACUGUAAAAUCCGUGUCUUUAUUGGGGGCAAAAUCAACCGCAUUGACCAUGACCGCAGAGCGAUGGCGACGUUGUUGAGCAAGUUCAGGAUAGACUUCUCUGACAUCACUGUGCUGGGGGACAUUAAUGUGAAGCCCAAAAAGGAAAGCGUUACUGCCUUUGAGGAGAUGGUUGAACCCUAUCGGCUGAAGGAGGACGACAUGGAGCAGGAGGCGGCUGAGAGGCUGAAGAACAGUGAACCCUGGAGGAUCACAGACAAUGAGCUGGAGCUGUACCGUGCAAAGAGUAAUCGCCAGAUCAGACUGAAUGAGUUGCUGAAGGAGCACUCCAGUACUGCCAACCUCAUCGUCAUGAGCCUGCCCCUGGCCAGGAAGGGCGCUGUGUCCAGUGCUCUGUACAUGGCCUGGUUAGAGGUCCUGUCCAAGGACCUGCCUCCCAUUCUGCUCGUGCGUGGAAACCACCAGAGCGUCCUCACCUUCUACUCUUAA
This is a messenger RNA of Knipowitschia caucasica, 3447 nucleotides long. NCBI's taxonomy places the organism in Eukaryota, Metazoa, Chordata, Actinopteri, Gobiiformes, Gobiidae. The record is from the annotation of a GenBank genome assembly.